AUGCCUGGUCUGGUGCCUGAAUCGUGGCCGGGUCUGAUUGGUACUGAACUGAAUGCAGCAGUUCAGAUCAUCCAUCAGGAGAGGCCUGAUGUCAGAAUUGCCCGAGUACUCCCUCCAGGAGAGGCUCCAUCCCCACCACCACAAGACCAAGUACGCGUCAUCAUUUACAACGGUGUCGGCCCGGCGCCUAAUACAUAUGUGGUUGUUGCUCCUGCUCCAUACAUUGGCUAGCUAGCCUGCCUUACAUGGCAGGCUUUAUCUUUUGUGCCUUUAUUAUUAAAGGAUAGAAUCUAUUGAAUAAAGUGAGCGAGUGUGAUAUCGAUUGCCAUGCAUUAAUAAUUAUAGAAAGUCUAUGUGGGCAUGCCUGAAUAAUAUUGUUUACUCAUAUAUGUAUUAGUGUGAUAAAUCUACAAAUAUUUCAAUGAGUGUACUAUUUGGCAAUGGAAUAAUGAAUAAUGUAUUUUAUUCUUUUUCGAUGA
This is a messenger RNA of Triticum aestivum (bread wheat), 479 nucleotides long. RefSeq lists its product as uncharacterized. Bases 1 to 231 code for a protein of 76 amino acids. The record is from RefSeq and is a predicted model, not a curated record. Gene Ontology annotation, biological process: response to wounding. The transcript has a single exon. Gene Ontology annotation, molecular function: serine-type endopeptidase inhibitor activity. Lineage: Eukaryota; Viridiplantae; Streptophyta; Magnoliopsida; Poales; Poaceae.